GAAGAGGCAAAGCAAACGGCGAACCCGGAAGGAGGAAGCGGGCUCCGAAGCUGAGGCGCGGCUCGUCCCCGCGGCCCCCCCGCCGCCGCCCCGCUGCUCAAGCCCCGGAGGGUGAACCCGGCCCCCGAAAGAGGCCCGAGGCCUCCGGUGGCCCCGGAGCGGGCGGCCGGCUUCCUGCGGAGCCCCUGGCGGCGCCGGUCUCUCCUGCCCCCCCCCCGCCCGCCGCCCCGGCUGAUCUCCCGGGAAGGACUUCGGGUCCCCCAGCCGGCUUGGGGGCGAGGCGGAGACUUGAAGCCAGGUCUGCUGCGUCCCCAGAACUGGGCUUGAACCAUUCGCGCUCCCUCUUUGAAACGCAGGAAUCCGAUUUUCUCUCCCCCACCUCCCCACCUCUUGGUUAGGCGCUGAAAGGCUGCUUCUCUCUAUGGCAGGAGAUUUUGCCCUAUUUCUAACUAUGAUAAGCCCAGGCCUGGGCAGCAACAUUUUGCGGGUUGGUUUGAUUAAAUGCUGCUCUAUUGCAAAAUGAAAAUAAAACAAAUCUUUCCAUAUAGAAUGCCAUGAUGUCAAGAAAGAAGUGUUCUAGCAUAGCCUUUUCCCUGCCAUACUGAUUUUCUGCGUGCAGGGAAUGCUUUUGUUUGUUUGUUUGUAUAUAUGGAGAAGCAUUCAGUUGUAUGUGCCUCCACCUACAAUGUAAAGUGGUACAGCCCAGGUAUAGGCAGCUUAUCCCAACAGUUCUUUUAUCUCCAGCUGAUGACCUGUAGCUCAAUAGAUUUCUGUAUUUGCUUUUUAAAGGUUUCCGUCUUGACCAUUCUCUCCACUCCCCAGAACCUAUCUGAAUGAGUACAGCCCAAGGGGGCUGGAGUUGUGACAUGGUACAACCAGGCGGAUGCCCGGGUAAUGACUGCGGCAUGAUGGGCGAUGAUUCCUCUCUGGGCAAAGCUGCCACCAUUCACCUUCCAGCUGAGCUGGCCGGUCAUGAGGUUGUGCAGCACUUUCUGGCUGAGAACAGAGAUCUCAAAGGUGAGGACCUGGUGAACUGAGUUGGGCAUGCAGCUCUGCGUAGAAAAUAAUCAGUUGGAUUGUUGAAAUGUUCACUUUUUUAAUUCCAGCACUCAGUUUGAACUCAGUACAUGAUUUCCACCAUGAGUGUUUCUGUGACUGGGUGCUGUCAGAGUAGGUGGCUCACUACUUGUUGUUUAGUCGUUUAGUCGUGUCCGACUCUUCGUGACCCCCUGGACCAGAGCACGCCAGGCACUCCUGUCUUCCACUGCCUCCCGCAGUUUUGUCAGACUCAUGUUUGUAGCUUCGAGAACACUGUCCAACCAUCUUGUCCUCUGUCGUCCCCUUCUUCUUGUGCCCUCAAUCUUUCCCAACAUCAGGGUCUUUUCCAGGGAGUCUUCUCUACUCAUGAGGUGACCAAAGUAAUUCUAGUGAGGUGGCUCACUAGAAUUGUUUAAAUCAGAAUUCUGCAACUUAGUGUCCUCCUGAUACUUUGGACCCAAACGCCCAUCAUUCUUAACUAUUGGCUAUGCUGGCAAGGGCUAAUGGGAGUUGUAGUCCAGCUUCUCAAGGGUACCAUGUUUGAAAACACUAGUUUAGAUUGAUCAGAUUCUAUAUUCUCACUUUUGUUAACUUCAGUAGCGCCAGAUACAUUUGUGAAGUAAAACUCUUGAAGUGGACUUAAUGGGAUUUGACUCCUGGGAGUGAUGUGAUGGGUUCAAACUGAUAUAGCUAAAGUUUGUUCAGCUUGUUUAUUUCAUUUCAAUACUGGCCAGUCUCCAAAAUUCUCUGGGCUGUUUACAAUAAAAUAUAUACCGUAUUUUUCGCCCCAUAGGAUGCACUUUUUCCCCUCCAAAAAUGAAGGGGAAAUGUGUGUGCAUCCUAUGGGGCGAAUGCAGGCUUUUGCUGAAGCCUGGAGAGCGAGAGGGGUCGGUGCGCACCGAUGCCUCUCGCUCUCCAGGCUUCGCGCAGAUCUCCGCAAGCCGUGGGAGCCCGCGCCGGGCUCCCGUGGCUUGCGGAGUUGCCUGCAUGCCGAAGGCUGGAUGCGCUGAGCUGGGGCUGAUGGGCGCAUACUGGCUGGGGCUGAUGGGAGUUAAGAGUCCAACAACACUCAGAGAGGGUACAUAUUCCCCAUCCCUUCUCUGAGUAGUUGCUGUUUUUCCAUGCCAGAAAAGGACUUAUUCAUGCAUUUUGUUUUAAGGUCCAGGUUUAAUUUCAUUAGAGAUUCCAAAAGGUCCUCCAUCCCUAAAACCAUUUUGGGAUAUGCAGGAAUAUCUUUGUAGCUCUUACUUUCCUAGCAUGGGUGGUAAAAUGUGGUAGAGAAGAGGUGUUUCAGCCACCUUUGGUAGAAUCAGUGUCUAUAGCGCAGGGACAAACGAGUAAAGUGGGUGGGUGUUGUUAAAUCACAACUGAUUUGCAGCUGGCAGUAGAAGUAUAUUGAUGCUGAUUUUGCUGUGGAACUGGCCUAUGAAAUACUGUUUAUAAAAACAGAAAAUAAAAAGCAAGCUAAAAGCAGUGGCUUUUGAAUCUAAAGUAAUUGAAAUCUUGCAUACCUAAAUUACAGCUGUCUGUUCUUUUUUAAUAAUGUUUUUAUUUAUUUUCAUGGUACAGAAGAUAAAUUUUGAGAAAACAAUUGUUACAACAAUAAACAACAAAUAACUUGUCCUGACAAAAUUACAGACUUUAAUCAUGCCAUGUGCUGAAGUUUCAUUUGAUUACUCUAAGAGAUCACAUCACAUUUUCGCAUGAGUGCUGGGUGGAUUCCUGCCACAGUCUGAACAAUUUAUGUAUUUAAUAAAUUCUAACCCUUCAGUUCAAAAAUAUCCUGAGCAAAUUUACUUGAGACUGACUUCUUAGUUCUUAGAAUGACAGAAUAGGUUAUUAUAUACUACUAAAACAGAGAACAGAGAAUUCUAGGAGUGUAGACUCUUUUUGCAGAAUGGAAGUAAGCAAUGGCUUGGUUUACAUGUAAUGCUAUGUAAGCCAAAUCACAAUUUAACACAAGUGAGCAAACUCUUCCACUGCUUUGCUCCUUCGUUAUUUUGUUGAUGCACUGCACCAAGCCAUUGUUUGGCUUACUAUAUUUUCCAAACUUGGGCUCUUGGUUUCGCUUUCCCAAGCAAACCACAAGCUGUCAGCCAAAUAUGCAAUUCUAUAAUUCUAUGUUUCUAACCAUAGGAGAAACCUUAGCUUGGCUCACCUCAGCAGCAAAAUGACCGGAGAGGAGCAAAGCAGUCAUAGUCUGCGGGCCCUUGGCUUGCUUGCACAAAGCCACGGUGUGGCUCAGCGCUGCAUGUGAACAAGGGCUUUGACAGAAGGCACACCCUUCCUUAUGCAUCUACAUUCAGUCCCAUAAGCACACGGAAUGGAAUGAUUCCUUUCCUCGUGGAGAAGCAGGCACAUUGAUCCCACAAACAUCCCUUGUCUCUGUUCUGCUGGUAGAAGCUAUCCGACAAAGUAACCACAUGCUGCGGGAGCGCUACAAGGAGUUCCUGCAAUUCCAGGCUUCCCACAAGGAGGAGAAGGAAUUCCUCAUGCUCAAGUUCCAGGAAGCCCGACUUGUGGUGGAAAAGCUGCACUUAGAACGCACAGGGCUGAAAAAGCAGUUGGAGCAGGCUGUCCAGGAACUGGAGCGACUGAAGGAGCAACUGGUAAGAGGGAGGGCUGAAGUGUUGAGGUGGGGGCGGGCUCCCUUCAAUGCCUCUAUCCCAUGCUUCUGUUUAAGGGCAGCUCCUCUGACAAAGAAGCUGUGUGUGUUGACAUCAUGGACAGAGGAGAACCAGGAAAAGCAGUGAAACAAUUUUAGUUAUUUUAUGUGUAUCAGAUUUUUUGCUUUCCUGCUCACAGACAGCAUCUCAGCCAUUUCCCAAAGAGAAAGAGACCUCUGGAGCACAAGAGGAGCCAGACACUGUAACCCUUACUCAGGGAGAAGCUGUACUUGCUCUGGUAAGGAGAAGCAUUGUGUAGCUAGGUGAGUGGGUGUAAAAUCUGAGCUUGUCCCGAAGAAAUAAUACAAGUCACAGCUAUCAAAGCUACACACACACACACACACACACACACACACACACACACACACAAACAUGUUCUUGUAGAUUGUGCUGGGAGGGUUGGACAUUGGAUCACAAUGGUUGAUGUGUUGUAAAUUUUCAGUCAUGGUUAUGCACUUUCCUCUCCCUUUUCCAGGUCCCUGAGAUGCCACAGCAGAAAAAGGAGAGGCUGGAGGAGGAUUUGAAGGAGCUCCAGGAAGCCAACCAGGUCUUGCAGAAAGACAAGCUGGCAUUGCAGGCUGAGAUCUGUGCACUGCAACAAGCAGUGAAGGGCACCUCGCCCACAGAAAAGCCUGCAGUAAAGAUGAAGGUGAGAGUUGGUGGGGGAAACAACAGAACAUGUGAAAGGGUCACGGGUAGGCAAUGGAGACAAAGCUCCUAUGGAGUUUAGAAUAGGGGUGUAACUGUUUGCCUGCAAUCCUUCCGUUCUCACCUGCAACCCUGGCACCCCCUUCUUAGGGUCUUUCAACAUUGAGAAUUGGGCCGUUGAGGCUUAACAAAGAUAGAUUGAAAAUAAAUUUUAUUGUAUAAAAAGGAAAUUAGCAUACUUAUUAAUGUUGUUGAACAGAAUCAAUAAACAAUAUAUUGAUGGUAGGCUAAGUUUAAAGCCACUACAAAUAGUAAGAACUAUUUGUCUUCAAAAAGCAUGCCUUGGAACACAUGAAAAACCAGGAUGCAGUGCAACUGGUCAGCCUAAUAGUGGAGGGAGAAAGAUGUUUGGCUGAAUGAAGGGAAGGGGAUGAUCUGGCUCAAGGGGUGAAGGUGGUAAGAGAAGGGAAAGGGAUACUCGUGAGAGCUUUUAGAAAGGGAAGGUUGUCAAGAGGAGGAAAUGAGUUUGGACCGUGAUUAAGUGAAGCUCUGGGGAAGUUUUUAAAGUAUGAAUUGAAAGUGGAUGGGGGACUUUGGGGCAAUGGCUGAGAGUAAAGAUUCCAUUCUUGCAGUGGGUGGCUAUGGGAAGGAGAAUAUGAGAUUCUGAGGAGAAAAAGCAACAGAAGAAGAAAAGAGCAGUGCAAGGGGACGAAGGAAAGUACAGUGGUACCUCAGUUUACAAACUUAAUCCGUUCCGGACGUUCUUAAACCAAAACUGUUCUUAAACUGAGGCGCGCUUUCCUUAAUGAGACCUGCUGCUGCCAGUGCCCUUCCACCACUCAGCUUCCAUUCUUAGACCGAGAUAAAGUUAUCAAACCAAGACACUAUUUCCGGUUUUGCGGAGUUUGUAAACCAAAUUGUUCUUAAACUAGACUGUUCUUAAACCGAGGUACCGCUGUAGAUCUCUCCAAGAAACAGGGAUCUGAUUGGGCUCAAAAGCAGGAAAUAGGAGAAGAGUAAAGAGUAAAGGUUUGGCCAGCUGAUGGGCUUUCUGAGAGGAAGGGGGACAGUAUUUGUCCUUAGUUCUGUGAGGUGGCUGCUUGAUGUAUUGGAGUUGAGGAAGGAGAAGGGCAGAGGAAAGUCUACAGGAGAGUUCCUGGACAGGAAAAAGAUGUCCCUUUGGGAUCCAAAAGAUUCCUUAGCAACAAGGAAUCUUUUGGAUCCCAAAGGUGAAAAGCAUUUCCUUUUAAAACUCGUUGGCCUUAAAAAAAAGAAGAAGAGUGGCAGUGAUUGGGAGCGAAGAGUUUUUAAAUGGUGAUAACCAGGAAGUGGUCUUCCUAAACUUUGGAGAAUUGGCUUCCAAAAAUGCAUUGUUCUUCUGCUGUGCCAAGGGAAGGAGAGAUGGGUAGCAUAGCUCUUGGGCUCUUCUGGCAGAAGCCUCAGGCUAUUGAAACCUCUUGAUUUUAAAUAUUAAUUAAUUUUCCAUAUCACCCUUCAUCUGACUAUCACUGGACAGUUUACAAUAUAAGAACACAGAAAUACCUCCAAUAGUAACAAAUAAACUACCCCCCCCCCCCCCAGGUUAAAAGGCCUUGGAUUUUUAAUUUUCCAAAAGGAGAAGGCAAAUGUUUUCGCCUGGUGCCAAAAGAUAUGUAACAAAAGUGUCAGGUGAGCCUCCCUAGGGAGAGCAUCCCACAAGCAGGAGCCACCACAGAAAAGGCCCAUUUUUGUAUUGCUACCCUCAGGACCCCUCAUGGAGGAGGCACAUGAAGUUCAUAUGGGGAGAGUCAGUCCUUGAGGUAUUGCGGUCCUAAGCCAUUUAAGGCUUUAUAGGUCAAAAACAGCAGUUUGAAUUGGGCCCGGAAACUAAUUGGCAGCCAGUGCAGUUGGGGCAUGAUUGGAGUUACCGUAUUGGCCUGAAUAUAAGCUGCACCCGCAAAUAAGCCACACCUUUAAAAUUCAAGAAAAAAAUUAAAAAGGCAAUACCCAAAUAUAAGCCGCCCUCUUAAAAUUCUGGAGGCACUCACAUCUGUUCCGUUUUACCAUAUGUCUCUUUCAGCAGCCAUAUUAGAAUCAUAGAAUAGAAUCCUAGAGUUGGAAGAGACCACAAGGGCCAUCGAGUCCAACCCCCUGCCAAGCAGGAAACACCAUCAGAGCACUCCUGACAUAUGGUUGUCAAGCCUCUGCUUAAAGACCUCCAAAGAAGGAGACUCCAUCACACUCCUUGGCAGCAAAUUCCACUGUCAAACAGCUCUUACUGUCAGGAAGUUCUUCCUAAUGUUUAGGUGGAAUCUUCUUUCUUGUAGUUUGGAUCCAUUGCUCCGUGUCCGCUUCUCUGGAGCAGCAGAAAACAACCCUUCUCCCUCCUCUAUGUGACAUCCUUUUAUAUAUUUGAACAUGGCUAUCAUAUCACCCCUUAACCUCCUCUUCUCCAGGCUAAACAUGCCCAGCUCCCUUAGCCGUUCCUCAUAAGGCAUCGUUUCCAGGCCUUUGACCAUUUUGGUUGCCCUCCUCUGGACACGUUCCAAUUUGUCAGUGUCCUUCUUGAACUGUGGUGCCCAGAACUGGACACAGUACUCCAGGUGAGGUCUGACCAGAGCAGAAUACAGUGGCACUAUUACUUCCCUUGAUCUAGAUGCUAUACUCCUAUUGAUGCAGCCCAGAAUUGCAUUGGCUUUUUAAGCUGCCGCGUCACACUGUUGGCUCAUGUCAAGUUUGUGGUCAACAAAGCCAAUUUUCAUAAGGUCGCAAGUUUAAACCGCACACUAACUUUUCAUGGUUGGAAAUUGAAAAAAAAAGUGUGGCUUAUAUUCGGGCCAAUAUGGUUUAUACUUAAACCUUCUUGCCCCAGUGAGCAACCUGGGUGCUGAAUUCUACACCACUUGAAGUUUCCAAAUUGUCUGCAGAUUAUUAUAAACUCUAAUAAUCUAGUUUACUAGAGCAAGACAACCAAAGUUAGGAUAGUGACCUGAAACACAGGCCCAGAUGAGGGUCUGAGUGAGUGAUUUGAUGCAGGGAAAUAUACUGGGAAACAUCCAUGUCCCUGCACUGACGUCUGCAUGCAGAUCUAGCAAUCAUAAGAAUCAGUGUUUUCUGACAAACGGUAAGUCCAGUUGUGGCAGAAACGUCUGCUGCCCCAGUGGGAAUCCACAAUUACCAAGCUCAAAGUCAGCGGUCAGCAAACUUUUUCAGCAGGGGGCCGGUCCACCGUCCCUCAGACCUUGUGGGGGGCCGGACUAUACUUUGUGGGGAGGGGAGAAAUGAACUAAUUCCUAUGCCCCCGAGAUACAUUUUAAAUAAACGCACACAUUCUACUCACGUAAAAGCACCAGGCAGGCCCCACAAAUAACCCAGAGAUGCAUUUUAAAUAAAAGGACACAUUCUACUCCUGGACCGUCCACGGGCUGGACUUAGAAGGCGAUUGGGCCGGAUCCAGCCCCCAGGCCUUAGUUUGCCUACCCAUGCUCUAAGUCCACGUGACGUCCUGACACAAUGGAUACAGCAGCAGAGAAGCUCCAGGACCACCCGCAGUAUAAGAACUGUGGCUACUUGUCCACUUGUUUAGCAAUCAAACAGAUGUCAGUUAGGCACAUCCUCUCCUUCCACCAGCACUGUCCUGGUAGGAAUGCAGGUGGGCCACCAGCUGAAGCUAAUGGAAAGCCCUCUGCACCACUAAGCCCACCUGAGCCUCAGGCGACAGCAAAGGAUCCAGAAGUACCCCCAAGCUGCAUCCCUGCUCCUUCUGAGGAGUGUGACCCCAUCAAGAGCAGGCCACCUCCCAGCCAUCUGGUCUAGGGAACCACCCUCUAACAGUGCCACAGUCUUAUCUGGAUUGAGCUUCAGUUUGAUUAUCUAUUGUGGGGUGAGAGAAGGAAGAAUUGGUAUUUUAGAUGAUCAUUUCUUGGCUUAACACUAACAGGAGUCUGGUGAAAAGUACAACUGAUAAGGGAGGAAGGCAAAGAUUUACAGUGAAGGGGAUGGCGAUCAGUGCAGUUAGCAGGACAUAUUGCAACUCAGCUUGCUUAAAUAUGCCUUGUGAGAGUUACAGUAAAGGAAUCUCUGUUCUUGUCUCUCCCAGCCAAAACAAAAAAAUGAUACAGGCUAUCAUUCUUAAAGCAAAAUCUGGAUUUUGGGGUGUUCCAUAACAUAUUGAAUCUGGUAAAGAUUAACUUAUCUGGUUACCUUUCCAGGAGAAUGGAGUUGCAGAAGAACAACCUGUGGAAUUGGAAUCCUUGCAAGGCUCAGGGGCCAGGUAAGAGCCCCCUAGCAUGGAGAAACCAAGAGAAUGGUCCUUGGGAAGCCAGACCAUAUGUGCACCUAUUUAUUUUAUGUUAUCAAAUUUAUAAUAACAGACUUAUACACUGCCUUUUAGUCAAGUGGCCCAGGUAGUUACAAUAAAAUAUUAAAAACAUUACAAAAUAACUAAUACCGAAAAAUAGCCAAAGGAGCACAUUUGUAAAAUCAGCAUAAUCUCAUAUGAACCCGAAUAAAACAGAUCAACAAACGUUUAAAAGUCUGGGGAAAUAAAAAGGUGUUUCUGGCACCAGGCUAAGACAACAAGAUAAUGCCUGCCAGGCAAGCCUUUCUAGGGACAGCGCCUUCAAAGCAGGCUGCCAGCCCAGGGUCUUUUCCCCAGUAAACAUCUGUAAUGUCUUAGAAUGGUUGGGGGAACCUGGAGAGGGGCACCUGGUGAUCUCAUGGGAUGCUCCGGUUUAUAUGCCUGGAGUUCAUUUCAGGAUGCUUCAGGUUGCAGGCUUUUGUCUAGUUGUACACAGUACCCAUUACUGACUGUUAGAUAAGAAAAAAUGAAAGAAGCAAGCCCAGCUUUUUCACCAGGUACAGUGGAACCUCAGUUGUUGAAUGUAAUCCAUCCUGGAGGAUCGUUCAACAUCCGAAAUGUUCAACAACUGAGGCACAAUUGCUGGUCAGCAAUUUCCUUUUAAAAAUGGAGAAACACGUCUUGGAAGCCAUUCAACUUCCGAGGCGUGUUUGAAAUCAAAGCAUUCACUUCCGGGUUGUCAGUGUUCAGGUUCCAAAUUGUUCAGCUUCUGAAGCGUUCAGCAACUGACGUUCCACUAUAGAAUUAAGUCACCUAGGCAGUUCAGACUGAAACCCAGCAUAGUUGUACUUUUGUACCAAUAACCUAUUGCAGAGCUUUCCAGACUUUUCAUGCUGGUGACACACUUUUUAGACAUGCAUCAUUUUGUGACACAGUAAUUCAGUUUUACUAGCAAACCAGAGGUUAAACUAACCCCUUUCCAGCCCUGGGAGGAGCGUGGGGAACGCUCGUGUGACACACACUGCAGCCGACAGUGAUCACAGCCGAAUGUGAUUGCCAGCCUUAGUCUCAGAAAUCUCAUUCUGCACAAAAUUCUGGAGUUACCAAAGCCCAGCUUGGCAUAUGACUAAAUGUCAAAGCCAAGACUUAGUGGGCUGGUGUUCUGUGGCUAGAGAUUUGAGAGUGUUUGCAACUGGCUGAGAGUUGAUGCUGCAAAUUAGGUUGUGUGGUGUGUUUUUUUGCAAACCCACAGUGUAUUACCUUUCUUUCUUUACAGAAAUAGUUCUGGUCAGGACCAGGCUGAAGAGCUAUGCAAGAGGCUGAAGGAGGUAGAGGAUGAGUAAGUUCAUGAUAAUAUGCUUAUACUUUCUCAGGUAUGUCCAGCCAGAAUGCCGGCAGAAUGUUGGAAGACAUCUAGGGAGUGAAACUUACAGAUGUUGGCAAGUAGUGUGUUUUGAGGAGGGGAGAGCCCAUAAAGGAGAUGUCCAUGAAUCCAGCUGUUAGUUAGUACAAUGAGAGGCAGUCACAGCUGGGGCUAUGCAAAAGUCAUUUGGCAGGAUUUGAUCCAGGGAAGCCUCCUUCCACUAAAUGAGGCCAAGCGCCCGCCAUUUAUGUGGCCUGGUCCCUGAAGCAGGUGGGAGGAGUAACUCAAUAUUGGUUAAUCCCUGCCAUUUAAGGAGAAUGGGCAGAAUCCAUGUGGCCAGGAAAUUGAGGAUGGGAUGGUAAAAUGGUUACUUCUGAGCCAGAAGCCACUGCAAAGUUAUUAGCAGUUACUGAGGUGGUAAACCUGCAUUUGAGCUGCACCAGCUCACACUGCAUGUAUGGAUUUCAUAUAAUGAAAUGCUCAUUAUAUGAACCUACCGUCAGGAAGAGGACUUGGCUAGAAUUUCUCUUUGUGAUACAUUAUUUUCUCUGUGCUGUUCAUUUAUGGAGGAGUGUGCAUUCUUGAGUCCCCACCUAUAGUGUGAGGUGGUGCAACCGAGACCCAGGAUUAUUACCUCAGUGAGGAAAAUAUUUUAGAGCAGGGCUGCUGGAAUCUCUGGCCUCCCAGGGGUUGUUGGAUUACAGUUCCCAUCAUCCCUGAUCAUUGGCUUUGCUGGCUGGAGCUGUUGGGAGUCAAACAAUACUUUGAGGGAUAAAGGUUUCCCAUCAGUGCUCCCGAGUGCGUGUGCAUUAACAGAAUCAUCAGGUCAUGACAGAAUCAUACUUUCCCCCUCCUCUCCAACCUUGUGUAAGGACUGUCAGUGGAAGCGUGAAGGACAAUAGCAAUUUAAGUCUUGGGGGCUGAAGAUUGGCAGGUGAAAGGGUAUAGUAUUUGCAACACCCAAAGCAAUGGAAGGUUUUGGAGUAUGGAGUGUUGAGGUGGAUGCUACUAUCCCUCAGAAUAAUGAGCAUUAUUGAGUAAAUCCUAGGAUGAAUGUCCUAUCCACAAACAACCCCUCCUCCCCCAGUGUAGCUUUGGUAGAUCAUAACUAGUAUAUUUUGGACAGGACAUCAAGGGUUUGCUACUGAGUGAUGGAACCUGUAGUGGCUAGUACUGAAGUAGAGUAGAGGAUAUGCUAUCUUGUGAAGUUCAGCAGCCGCACAUUUUAUCAUUCCAACCCCCAGGAGUUCAUCCCUUCGUCAACAGCUGGCAUCAGCCAGAGAGGAGCUCGUGCGUCUGGCAGCAUGGGAGCAUGAGACCCAGCAGCAGCUACAAACACUGAGCAAGCAGUUGGAGGUGAAUUUUCACUCUAGUAUGAAAAUCUUGUUCCCACAAGCUUCAGAGGUUCCUGUCUGUCCCACUUCACAGGUACUGACUGACCUGUGAUCUGUCUCCCACUCUCAUUACAGCAGGCAGGGGAGGACAAGGCCUCAGUAAAGGCUCAGGUGACUUCCUUGUUGGGGGAGUUGCAGGAGAGCCAAAGUCGCCUGGAAACCUGCACACAGGAAAAGAAAGAGCUGGAGGAGAGGUGAGUCACGCAGGAGACUUGUGUGGUCAGGCUGUGUGGUUGGCAAGUGGCUGGAGGGAGGCCUUUUUGCCUGCAGUGAUGCAGACAUUAUGAAACAAUGAGCUGGGCCUGCUCUGUGGGACAGGGAGAUUGGCUCCACUGUCUUUCCCCCCCCAAGCAUACUGACCUCAAACUGGAAGAGAUCAUGUGACGUCCUUUGUGCAGCAGGGGUCUGGAUGUGUCCUGUACCUGGCACCCUAAAUCUGGAACAGCCACAUUUGCUUGAUUAGCUCAUGCCUGUGUGAAAAACACUAGGUGUUUUGAAUACCAAAAUCAAGACCCAGUCUCAGAAAAAUAUAGGAGACAGCUUUGAUCCAUUAGAACUGGCAGUCCAUUAGAGUGGAAGCCUUUUUUUUUCUUCCAGUGGUUAGGUGUCAAACCAAAAAGCAAGUUGGGAACUGCUGCUGGCCUUCCAUGUGCUUUCUCACAGUGUAUGGGAUCACAAAAAUAAUGACAAAAAAAUGUUGAAGAGCUGGGGAUGCUUCUUUGAUAUUUUCACCUCUGUCACUUGCCUUGGUGAAGAGGUCGGCAGGUUGCUUCUUCAGGAAUGCAAGCAGCUAUGAUGGAAAGGUCAGAGAGAACCCCACCCUCAGUUACAUGCACAUCCUCAACAGUGGCCCACUUUCCAUGUGAAGCCACAGAAGAGGAUGACAGCACCGAGUGUUACGAUGAAGAAGAUUCAAGGAGUUGCGUAGAAAACCUAUUGAAUCAAACAAUGCUGGAUCUAGUGCUGUCAUGGUACAUAUUUUCUGGGGUGAAAAGGCAAGGGUAAUUCUGUCUACCCAGGAAAUCUUGGCUAGCAGGUAAAGAGCUGUAUUUGUCUUUUCUGCUGUGCUACAGGGUCCGUGCAGCUGGCGAAAGACUCCAACAUCUUGAAAAGGAGGCUGAAGCCCGCACCAAACAGCACAGUGUGCAAGUCGAUCAGUUGCGCCUGCAGGUGCAAAAUCUAGAAAGUGCCUUGCGAGUGGAGCGGCAGAGCGCCACAGAGGAAAAGUGAGUGAGAGGAUGGGAGAGCAAAGAGCCUGGGGGAUUUAGCCCUGUGGCAAGUACCUAUAAACUGAUCUAUUCCCUCUCUCCUCUAUAGGAGAAAAUUAGCUCAGCUGCAGGUGGCCUAUCACCAGCUCUUCCAGGAGUAUGACUCUCAUAUCAAAGCCAGUCUAGAAAAUGAGAAGUGGAGCCAGGUGGGAGAAAUGAUGCUUUGUAAUGAAAACCUUAAUUCUAUAAAGGGUCCCUUUUCCACUUUGUCUGGGUGGGGGCGGGGAGGUAGAUUGAGAUGUCAUGCUUCGUUUUUCCUCUAGCAACAUGCAGCACCUGAUACUUUUUAGAGCUGCCCCAUUCCUUCCAACCCACCAGAGUUCCAGUUUUCUCAUUUUUCCUGGCAUUUGUAAAGCAUUUGCCCCCCAUUCCUGUGUUGGGGUGGCUAAUACAUGAUCACAGACCGUAUCUAGUCCCUUAAAAUAAGUUUAAUAAUAAUGACGGCUCCCAUGUGUCCCAUGCCAAAAGUUGCUUUAGGGCCCCCAGCCCCUCAAAUCUGUCCCUCAAAAAAAAAAUAAAAAAAAAUACUAUACUGAUAAUUCCUGUUUAUCAUUUGCAAUAAAGAAAUUUGUGCCCAAAGUUGGUUUUAAUUCUUAAAAAAUAUUGACAAUUCCUAUGCUCUGAUGCCAAAAGUGCCCCAAUUGCUUUUUUAAACUUGAAAAAGAAAACAGGUGGCAAGCCCCAUGCCAAAGAUCAUCGUACUCUUAUUAAAUUUAGUAAUAAUGAGUGACAAAAAUGGUUUAAAAUGGGUGUCAUUUGUUGAGGGGUCUUUUGGAAGGCUUACCUUCUUUUGCAACAACUUUACACUUCAGCCUUGGCUCCUAGAGGGUUGGUCAUUGUGGCACUGGGCCUGAAAAACUUUAGCCACCCUUGUUCUAUAUAGUUUAAAAAGGUUUGGAAGGGGCAGUAUUUUAUUUGAUAAAAUAGUAAUAAGAAUAAUUUCCUAGUUGUAUGGCUUGUGGCGCAGUGGGUUCUCCAGUUACAAAAACAAAAAGGUAUGUAUGUAUAUAUUGUGUUUAUGCAUCAGUCACACUAAAGUCAGAAAGAAAUUUACAGUAUUUCCAAAGUAACUAUAGUGGUCUGUUGUACUAAAUAUAAAUGCAUACCCUUUGUAUACCUUUUUUAAGAGUAAUCCCAACAAACUUAAUAGACUUUAGUCAUGUUAAAAAUUAAAACAGGACAGUCUUAGUCUGAUUUAAUUAAUUUAGAACCAUUGGCAUGCAGUCCCCAGCAGAAAGUUGCCUACAGUGCUGUAGCAUUAUUGAACUCUGUCCCCUCCUCAGGGUUUGGAUGUGCGGGCUGCUGAAUUGUCUGAGCAAUUACAGCAGGCUGAAGAGGCUCUGGUGGCCAAGCAGGAACUGAUUGACAAGCUGAAGGAGGAGGCUGAGCAGCACAAGGCUAUCAUGGAGACUGUGCCUGUGCUCAAGGCACAGGUGAGUAGGGAAUUAAGUUUGCCAUGGGGAAGUAGCCAUGCUGGAAAAGGGAUUGGUGUGUAUGUUUGUGGCAACCUGGGGAAUGUGAGUAGUGCAGUAAGAGGUAAAGUAGCUGUCACCCUACUUUUUAUUCAGGCUGAUAUCUACAAGACAGACUUCUUGGCAGAGCGUCAUGCUCGGGAAAAACUACAUGAACAGCGAGAGGCCCUGCUGGAGCAAGUUGCUCAACUGCAGAGAGAUUAUGAAAAGCUGCAAGCAGAAUCUGAGGGAGUCAGACGGUGAGUAGGGGAUGGAUGAAAACACUGACACACCUAGAAUGUAGUAGUUUGUCCACAUCAGCUGUGGUGUUGGUAUCUGUGUUAAGCUUCUUUUGAUUUUGGGCAAGGUAUGAAAGUGGUCUGUAGCCAAAGGCAACGAACCUUAUACAGUGGUUCCUUGGGUUAAGUACUUAAUUCGUUCCGGAGGUCUGUACUUAACCUGCAGCACCACUCUAGCUAAUGGGGCCUCCUGCUGCCGCCGUGCCACCAGAGUACGAUUUCUGUUCUCAUCCUGAAGCAAAGUUCUUAACCCAAGGUACUAUUUCUGGGUUAGAGGAGUCUAACCUGAAGCGUCUGUAACCCGAGGUACCACUGUACGUCUUUCACUUUUCCUGGGAAAGGGUUAGUAUUACAAAUAAACUGAAUUGUGGUUAUCUCUCCCUAAACAGUUCUCUGAUGGAAGAGAUGAGGAAUCGCCAUUCAGAAAUGCGGCCACAACCUCAGCCAGGUGUGUUUUAGUGUUGCUUAUCCUUAAGAGAAAAAAAAUCAGUUCACACACAAGCACAUACUGCUUAUGUUAUUUCUAAUCAAUUUGGCUUGUUUUAAGAAUUCCUUUAAAAAAACCAAAAACUUUAUUGCCUGCCUUUAUUUAUUGCUGGUUAACCAUUCUGGCAUCUUGAACCUGCUGUAAUCUUUCCACAAGUGUGGCAUAUAUUCCUCCUAAGCAUCUAGUAUUGUGGUUUUUAAAUAUACUCCAAGCAUCCUGAAGAGAUUUGUCCCUCUUGAUUCCCUCUUCUGCUUUCUUGAAGGAACUUGCAGCUAUGAGAACAAAUGUGAAGUGUUGUCAUCACUGCUAGCAUGACGGAGUAAAUAUACUGGUGCAUGCAGAUUGACUGUACUUUUCUUGUCCUUCCAGGUUUCCCGAGGGGUCCUGCCCCAUUCCACCCCCAGCUUCUAACAGUGAGAAGACAAAGCCUUGCUGAAGAACCAAUUGAGUUCUCUUGUCCCAAGUGCCAGUACAGGGCUCCAGACAUGGACACUCUACAAAUCCACGUCAUGGACUGUAUCCAGUGACACUGAUUGAGGAAGGGAAUGAGUGUUCCAUUCUGUGGUAUCAUUUUGUUGCCUUAAGCCAAACCAGCAGUACAGCUAAGAGUUUACCUUGGAGCAAAGAUCAUUGACUGUUUCCUCCCUACAUGUAUGUCAUUAACUUUUUUCCUUCUAUGAAAAUGGUAAAGCCUGCUGCUGUCCUCCUUCAGAGCCUGGCUACCAUAGCCAUGGGGUUUUCACUGUUUUAGGUUUGUGUGAAAUAAUGUGUUUGAUCUACUGUAUGUCAGGAGGAUUCAGCCACCCCUUUAACAUAACAAACAAUACAUAUCUCAGUAGCUCUUUUAAGGGUGCUUCUCCAUGAAGACUGCUCAUUCUUGCUUUCUCUAAGUGCCUCCCAAGAUACAGGAAGAAUUCUCCAAGCUACAUACCCUAACUGUGCCUUACACAUUUCCUUAGCCAAGCUGUGAUGAGGAAGCCCAUGCAAUAGAGAAAGAGAAUAGUUUAUUUCUUUUGCUUUCCAAGAGGUAUGCCCAGUUGAAACUGCUUAUUGGGGUUAGUUACCAGUAUUUCUACAGUAUGAAGAGUCACUAUACGACUCCUACUUUCUCUAAAGUCAAUUAAAGUAAAGUUCAAGAUCAGCAAUGACUUUUCUACUUAUACCUGGCAUAUUCCCUCCUCUGUUAACAGUGUGUAAGUACUUCACCCUUCCAAAUACCACAAUAGUUGUAGAAAUCAACUUUAUUAACUCAAUCACCAAUAAUUUACAACCCAAGGAACAAUCCAUGAAGCUGAGCUUGGUGCUGCUCCUCCAGGUUUCCUCUGCUCCUCCAAGCCCAUGAUUGGGUUUUAACGGAGGUGCUUCAUAAUGAGAGGAGAGACCUCUGGCCCAACCAAAUGGCUUUUUAAGUCACCCACCCUCCUUUUGGACCAGCUGCUCAGUCUGACCAAAAGCUGGGAGAGCUCAAUAACAAGCAGAACUAUUCCAAUAAAUAAUUCAAGUUACCAUCUUCUCCAAAAUCAAGAGUGUCCGCAAUUUACCUGCUUGCAGGAAAUGACUUUAAAAUUGAUCACAUCAGAUGGCAGGAAGGAACCAGCCACCAACUGAUAGUGUUCUGAGGAUCAUUUUGCUGUAGAAGGUAACUGCACACUGAUCCAAAGGCUCGGGUGCUACCCUUUUCAAUCCCAGAACCUACAGUGGAUAAAAGAAAACUAUUUUGCCACCUCAUGAUGCAGCUUCAGGGCUGGCACUGGAAUUAUUAUCCUGAGGGGAGGCACUGGCCCCACGGGGUGUCACUUCAAUGAUACGGGGUUUGUCAAUGAUGCGAGCGGUCUGGUUGCCCUUCUCCACAAUGCCAAUGAUCCAGGCUUGGUGUCCUUCUCCAUAUUUGGGAGAUUUGAUCUCUGCACAGAAGCGAGCAGCCUGCUCUCGGGGUAAACAGAUCAGCAGCCCACCUGCCAUGUAGGAGAGCAAGUUACAGGUCACUUACAGGUUUAAAUUCCCUUCGACCCCACCUUCAGCUCCUAUAGCGCAGACUAUCGAUCUUACCAGAUGUCUCGGGGGAUGUUCCUUGUAGUAGCCGUGACCGGUUGCCACACGCUUUGCUAAUAGCAGCCAUUUUGGCAAGGAUAGGCAGAUUGUGGAUGACAAAUGACACCUCACUGCGCUGCUGUUUGGCCAAAUUCUGUGCAUGACCCAGAAUACCAAAGCCUGUAAUAUCUGUAGCAGCAUGGGCAUUGAAAGUAUGCAUCAAGCUGGCAGCUGAAAGACCAAGAGCAUGAACAUUUAAAAGCAGAAGUAAUGGCAAAGUAGCAGUCACAAUUGCUGCUAGCAAUCUCCAAACAACCACUGUCUAGCCUAUACCUAAUACAGCAAGAACCAAUCACUACUUCAUCAGGAGGCAGCUUCUGAAGGGUAGUAGCAACAUUAUGUGUCCAGCAGGGAUGCAGUAACCUUUGGCUUUACAUAUACGAUGUAAAUUAAUUCUUCAUUAAUACCUGCCCAUCAAGGUAUGGGGAAAUCGGGUCCACUCAGGUCCUAGAGCCUCAUGUCUAAGAGGAUGGAAAUCUUUUCAGCCCAAGGGCUGCACUCCCUUACAAGCCACUUUCCAGGGAAAACACUUUUUUGGAGUAAUGCCAUAACAUUAUAUAUCAGUGGAAAGAUAAUUUAAUGAAGAAUGUAAUGCAAUAACUUUUAUGAAGGAUUAUUUAUUACAACAGCAGUCAUAAAGAAGAAACGUGAAACAUAGAAAAAGUGAGAUAUACAAAAAUUCUCACCACGUCAGUUAAUAGUUGGGUAACCUUUAGCUUUAAUUAUGGCCUUAAACACUUUCCUGUGGAGUGAACCAAGUUUUUUUAGUUCUGCAGCUGUAAUAAUGUGAAACCAAGAUUGAAUUAUUGCCUCCAUUUAUUGGGUUUUCUUGCUGGGUUGCUUCUGACUAACAAGUUUCUUUGGUUGGCUCCAUAGAUUUUCGACUGGGUUAAGGUCUGGGUUAUGUAAUAUUGGGCAUUUACAUUCCCAUUAAUAAUGCAAAUUAUGCCCACACCUUUUGCUAUCAUACAGCCCCAGAUCAUAACACUUAACUGGGUGUUUCAUGGUACUUGCAAUGCAAGUAGAAUGGAAAUCUCUGAUUCUUCUCAUGUAUUUCAUGCCAUCACUACCAAAAGCAAGGAGAUUUGGGUCUUAUCCCUCCAAAUAGCACUGUCCCAUUGUUCUGCUGUCCAGUUAACAUGGGUUUUAGCCCAGUUUGAUCUUUUCAACCUUUGUUUGAGAUAACAAUGGCUUUUUCCUUGGAAUUCUAGCAUUUAGACCGUAUUCCUGCAGUCUGUGCCAAACAGUUCUUGCACUCAACUUCACAUUACAUUGCACCAUGUCAUCUUGUAUACACCCAGAUGAUUUUAUUCUAUCUCAUAUACACAGUCUCUCAAUUCUUCCAUUGUCACCUGCUGUUGUGCACCUUUUCCUGCGUUUUCCAGUCUGAUUUUGUAGUGACUGAGUCUCCUUAUACCUCUUCAAAAAUCUAGCAAUGCCACCUUUGGUUAAGUUUCCACCAAUUUUUCUUCUAAUUUCUUCAUAAUUGUAGCCUUGUUCACUUAAUAGUACUAUUUUACUAAAUGAAAGAACAAAAAAACAAAAAACCACAAAACAACACAAAAACAACCAGCUUGAUAACAUCAAUAGCUGAAUCCUACUGUGAUCUGAUUGAAUCAUUGCCCAAACAAGUUGACACCUGAUUGGCUCUCUAAACACUCAUGCUCAUUUGCUACAUUCAAAUGAAGGAUAGCUACUGCAUAUCAACCUAAGCAAGCUGUGCUUCCUUUUUCUGGUUAUUUGGCUAUAACUUUUGACAGAUAAUUGAACAAACUUUGUUGCAUUACAUUCUUCAUUAAAUUAUUUUUCCAUUGAUAUAUAAUUUUAUGGUAUUACUAAAAAAGAAGAAGUGGUGUUAGGAGCCAUCAAACCUCGGAAAUACACGUUUUCCAAAACGUUUCCACAAUUUGGGCCACUAGUGUACACCCAGUUCUGUCAGCAAAUUAAGUUAUGGACUCAAUUCCCCCUUUGUUUAAAAGUAUCAAAUUUUGAAGAGCACUAGGGCUGGGCAAUAUCUGGUUUUCAAUAUAACGAUACAGCUAAACAUUGCAAUAUACCAAUACAUCACAAUUAUCUGAAAUAAGAUGGAGCUACGUAGAGGCGAACAUGGUAAUGUCCUUGCAACUGCUACUAAGUUACGGGUCUAAAUCACCACACACUAAAUCAUCACUUUCAUCAGCAGGCAAGCCAAAAUGCAUCCAAACAGGAUGCUUUUGGGCAUGAAUAUUCAGGCCUAGGACAAUCCAAAAUACAGUGGUGAAUCAGAGUGAAUACAAAUAAUCUGGGAAAAUAUUGGAACAACAACAAAAUAAUAAUCUAAAUUUGAUGCAUAUAAUUAUAUGAAAAUUAACUCGAUGAUAGCAUGCUUCAACCAAACCAUUAAAGAUUUCUGGAGAAUAUAUUAAUGUUCUAUGCAGUUUUAGGGGCAAAUUAAAAAUUUACAAUAUUAAACUUGCAUAUGAUUAACAAUUCAAUCUGUUUUCUACUAAUUUAAGAGUAAUUUAUGUAAUUUACUAGUGCCAAGUUGCAUCUCCUUCCCAACUCAGAGGGCCAACUGCAAUUCUAUGCAUGAGUAAGCCCUCCUGAGUUCAGCUAAACUUGCUUCUACUUUCCUGGGAGUAAGCCCCAUUGAAUUUAGUAGAGCUUACUUCUGAGUAGACACACAUUUGCUUGGACUCCUUACCAACAAGCACCCACCCUCCCUAUCAUUCUUGCCUCACAACACUCAACCUCCCAUUUCAGCACGAGGCAGCAACUGUUAAAUCUUCCCCCUCUUCAUUUCUUCCCAUUGUGACACAGAAGGGCCCCCAUCACACCAUUCUCUCCCUUUUUAUCAAAGGGAAGGAGGAAAGCCUUUUUCAUACGAGGGAAGCUAUUUAGAGUGAACCAACUAUGUCUUACACAGCAACUUGUUUUUUUGUUCUUACUUUCAUGGGGGCGGGGGAGAAGGGGCUGCAUCAAAACCUCAGACAGUAGUAAAGGGAGGGGAGAGAAAGGCAUGCGCAUGCGCGCGCGCACACACACACACACACACACACACACACAGUGGCAGAAGGGGAGACAGGCAGUAAAGGCAUCAGAGGGGAGAGAGCCGCUUCAGGCACACAUGCGCAGGGGAGUAAAGAAAGACUUAAAUAACAGGGCAACCUUUUUUGUUCUUACUCUGAAGAAAACAACCCUGUUUGUUCUUUCACUGGGUAAGGAGAGGGGAAAGGGGGCUUCCAGCAAGAAUCCCCAAGCCAGCUCAGACCAGCAUCUCUGCAAACCACACCUACCAGCCUGUCACACUGGGUACUAGCCUACUUUAAGCAAGCAGAACAUAGUCUUUUAAGUUGCUGCUGCUGGUGGUGGUUUCCCAGCUACUUUCAUAAUCGUCACCUGCAGAGGCAGUGGAGCUGAGCUGGGGCUCGCUGCAGAAUUGAAACAUAGUGAUAGCUGCUACGCCUGCUCUUGUGAGUCGCUUGCUGCUUCUGUAGGAGGCACCGGAAGCACUAAGAAGCACACGGGUUUUCUCAAAUUCAUGAUGUUUGCCAGGUAACAUUUUAUGAAAGUUACCGUGAUGUGGACUUCCUAAUCGAUUUUGAACAAUAUAUUGAAAAAUCACCCAGGUCUAAUCUGCACACAUAUCUGCAGAUGGAAUCUUAAAUCACCUGAGCUUUAUUACUUUCAUCCCAAUGGUAACUUUUUGUGAUGAGAAAUACUAAUCAACUGAUAUGUAAAAAAAUAAAAAUUAUUAUUGUACAU
Messenger RNA from Podarcis lilfordi (Lilford's wall lizard), 20728 nucleotides. The record is from the annotation of a GenBank genome assembly. NCBI's taxonomy places the organism in Eukaryota, Metazoa, Chordata, Lepidosauria, Squamata, Lacertidae.